UCUCGAAAACCCUAGCAGUCGCGCCGCUGAAUUUCUCCAUGGAUGAAUCCGCCAUCAACGGGAUACAAUCGCUGGAAUUGAACGGUAGUGAUGCAGCCAUUCCAGAAAGCCGAAGAUUUCGUUGCGCUAGGAUUUGCGUUGAGGGAUAUGACACUUUGCUUCCCCGCGAUGAUGUGGAUACCGCUUUGAGAAAACAUUUCGCUUCAUGUGGAGAGAUCGCACAUGUUUCCAUUCGUAGAAACGCUGGAUCCGAUCUAUCCAAAUCUACUUAUCUCAACAGAUAUGCUAUGAUCUAUAUUGUGGGAGAAGACGCAGAAGAGAAGGCGUUGGCACUUAGUGGAAGUGACGUGGGAGGAUGGACUGUACUAGUUGAUAGUGCUUCACCCUAUCCCAAAGAUAUGAGUGAUGAUGAAUUGGCUGUUAUAAGAGCCGAAGACCGUUAUGAAGGAAUGUGUGGCGCUAGGAUUGUCGUUAGGGGUUAUGACGAUUUGCUGGAUGCGGAUGAACUUAUGAGCACGUUGAGAAAACAUUUCGCUUCAUGUGGAGAGGUCGCACAUAUAACCCUUGAAACCGAUGAAUUCACGGCUACUCUCUGUAGAUAUUGUUAUAUGUAUAUUGUGGGAGAUGGCGCUGAAGACAAGGCAGUGGCACUUAGUGGAACGGACGUGGGAGGAUGGACUGUGGUUACUUGGUCUGACCCGAUUCCCAAAGUUCUCACUGCUGAUGAAUUGGCUGCUCAAAGAGCCAAAGAACGCUAUGAAGCAUCCCGCUCCCUGAUUGGAGUUAGGGGACAUGACACCUCGCUUCCCGAGGAUGAUAUUAAGAGAGCCAUGACUGAUCAUUUCGCUUUAUGUGGUGACAUCUCCGAUGUCUAUGUAUUUGAGAGCUAUGCUGUCGUUAUUGUAAUGGGAGAAGGCGCAAAGGAGAAGGCUCUGGCACUUAAUGGAAGUGAAUUGGGAGGACGCACGCUAGUUGUUAAGUCUGCUUACAACCCCAACCCAGACAAGAGACCCCGCAUCUCUUCCUUCCCCAGCUCGUGAUGUUGCUAAGAAGGAAUAUGAAAAGGCGAGGGAAGCUGAGUUUGCUAGGAUAUUGAAGAAGAAGCCGGCGACUAAGUAGUUGUUGAAUUAGGAUACUACAAUACUUUUCUGUGAAUCAAGUGUUUUAAAAAAAACUUGUUAUGCUUUUGUCUGGAUGUUAAUAAUGAUCGUUUG
This is a messenger RNA of Eutrema salsugineum, 1214 nucleotides long. RefSeq names its product nucleolin 2. Gene Ontology annotation, molecular function: nucleic acid binding. NCBI's taxonomy places the organism in Eukaryota, Viridiplantae, Streptophyta, Magnoliopsida, Brassicales, Brassicaceae. The transcript is spliced from 6 exons. Bases 39 to 1040 code for a protein of 333 amino acids. The record is from RefSeq and is a predicted model, not a curated record.